Lactuca virosa is the source of this 459-nucleotide messenger RNA. The record is from the annotation of a GenBank genome assembly. Lineage: Eukaryota; Viridiplantae; Streptophyta; Magnoliopsida; Asterales; Asteraceae.
CACCUACAAAACCUUCAACACCUCCAACACCUACAAAACCUACAACACCUUCAACGCCUCCAACACCUACAAAACCUUCAACACCUCCAACACCUUCAAACCCUCCAACGCCUUCAACACCUUCAAACCCUCCAACGCCUUCAAGCCCUCCUAAAGCCACUUGCCCGACAGACACUCUCAAAUUGGGUGUGUGUGCUAACUUGCUCAACAACCUUCUCCCUAUAGUCAUCGGAAACCCAUCAGAGACACCAUGUUGUUCCCUCCUUUCCGGCCUCGCAGAUCUUGACGCUGCAGUCUGUCUUUGCACUGCCAUUAAAGCUAAUGUCUUGGGAAUCAACCUCAACGUUCCUGUCUCAUUGAGCGUGUUGCUUAACUACUGUGGAAAGAAGUCCCCAUCCGGCUUCCAAUGCACCUAGAUUCUUCUGAAAGCUUAUAACUAUAGAUUGUUGUAUUUUGGAA